Molecule: messenger RNA, 4272 nt
Organism: Zeugodacus cucurbitae (melon fly)
Lineage: Eukaryota; Metazoa; Arthropoda; Insecta; Diptera; Tephritidae
Gene: MED18
Product: mediator of RNA polymerase II transcription subunit 18
Exons: 4
Coding region: 84-818 (244 amino acids)
Biological process (GO): regulation of transcription by RNA polymerase II; termination of RNA polymerase II transcription
Cellular component (GO): mediator complex; core mediator complex
Molecular function (GO): transcription coregulator activity
Source: RefSeq, a predicted model, not a curated record
AUUAUCGAUAAUGAUUAAUAUGAAGCAUAAUUAAUUGAAAGGUAAACAACUUGUUAGAUAGGAUCAAACUUUAAACAGCAAAAAUGGCUCAGAUAACAAAUUCCAAAGAAUUAUUAUCAACAGCGCUUCAAAGUCGUAUAAUUCCGAACCAAGAAUUUUUAUUGCAAGGAUCUAUUCUAGAUUCAGCAGUUGAUCAUUUAAUACAUCGGUGUAGACCAGAUAAGGUGUUUGUGCCAUUGGAAAUGUUCUCACAACCCGAAUUUUCUAUCGUUGUCAUUAUGAAUUAUAAAAAAUUAAGAGGACUAUGUGAUACCGUGGAUGCAUCACCAGAACCGUUUCAUGAUUUGGAAGUGUGCUUAAGUCUAAGGCAGCCAACGCAGACCGCACCGCUAAUGCUUCGUGUUCGAAGAGCCUUAGACAGAGAUUCUCCUUUCCAAUUACGAUACAUAGGUCAGCCUGAGUUAGAUAGAUCUCGUCCAACGUUGGUUCGAUCCAGCAUAGAUGUUGGUUGUACCUCAACAAUUCUAGAUUUCCUUACAGAAUUGGGUUGCAGAUUGGAUUUCGAAUACGUCAGUCGAGGUUAUAUUUUUCGGAAAGGAAGGAUGAAAAUAACUGUGUCUAAAAUCAAGGCUGUGUCUGCAAAACAACAGGAAAUUGGUUCGGAAACAGUAUCUCAAAGUUAUCUCGUUGAACUUUCUGUUCUUGCCCCAAAUGGACAAGAUUCUAUCGGAGAUGAAAUGCGUAUAUUUGCCGAACAAUUGAAACCGUUAGUUCAGUUAGAAAAAAUUGAUUACAAGCGGCUUGGUGGUUUACCAUGAAAAUUUGUUUGAAAAAGAAAAAAACAAUUAAGAUAAUAAAAAAAUUGUAUUUACUGGUUAAAUAAAAGUGUUAUAAACUUAUUUUCUUCUUACCCAAUUCUAACAGCAGAUUAGCUAUCAAGUUGCCGGCAGUGUGAAGGGAAAAAACUGGUUUCUCAAUAAAAAAUUUAAUUGAUCAAUUAAUAGUGGGAAAAGCUAUUGCCCAUCGUGGUUACAAUAAUUUGGGCCAAUGUUCGGAUAAACAUUCGUGGUGAGUUAAUCUUUCAUUGAAGUGAAUUACAAAAGUGAAUACAGGUGGAAUUGAUAUCAAACAACUGGAAGUAUAUAUCGCCUCUCGAAUAUUCUAGCAACUUCGAAUAUCGAUGUCUGGCUUGUUAUCAAUUUCAAUUGUCGAUUCUAGUUUGUUCUGGUAUCACUUUCUUUACACUACCCUCCACUUAAAUCUGAUCGUCCCGAUUAGACUUACUUCCAGAACCAAACGCUUAGUAUUUCUUCAUCUCUUUUCGUCUUUUAGGACAAUGUUGGCUUCCUUAGCAUUUCCAAAAUUAACCUCCCAGUCGUCUUUGACGUUGUUUCCUAAACAGCAGGUCGAUAAACCAGGAACACGGAUAUAUGGGUAUCCUCUGUACCUGUGGUGAUACCUGACCACCAGCUACCUUAAUGUAUGUAUGGAUGUAAUGCAGCUGCAAGAGUUUUUCGGUCACAUAACUUCUGAUACAUCUCUCGACUACUGAUGCACACGUCCGCCAUCUCGUCAAUCUCUUGGCUUAGAAUUGGGUAUUCCUCCGUCUUGACUACCAAAACACUCCUGUUUUCUGAUUUACUGGUAGGUAAUGGACCAGCUACAAUCAUGGCGAAUCGUUCAAAUGUCGCUCCUAAACUGUACUGCUUCAUCUGACCAUGACUCUUGGAACUCGACACUUUAGAUGCAAUGCACUCCCUCAUUGAUUGACGACAACCAACCCAAUAAAAUGGAUUCUUCAAUUUUACCAAGGCUUUCGUGAUUCUCAAGUAUCCUUGAUUUAGACCUCUGUGCAUCUCGUUGCAAUCUAUAUGUAAUCUUUCACUCCGAGCAAUCAUGAGAGAACGGGAGCUUUGUCCUUCUUUGCUUUUCCACACUUGAUAUAAGCAACCAACAACCCCUCCUCUUUCAACUGUGAGGACACCACAUUCACUUCUCUCCAUGCGUUUCUAAAGGUUUUAACAUAUACGUCUGAUUCGCUUCCAACUGUGUGGACAUAUUCUCACCAUGCUCUUCCAGCUGUCUUAACAUGUCUGCGCUAUUUGAGGUCACAUCCAUUGACUCCUCCUCCUGCUUUUCCAGCUGUGAGGACACCCUAUUCGCUUCCGACUGUGUUGACAAAAUCUAACCCACUCGCUUCCGACUUCCGCUCUUUUAACUGUGAAGAAAAUUGAGCUGUUAUUUGCGUUGACUGUUAAGCGUGUGUCCCGUUCUUCCAUUCGCGUUGACCAACGCGCGUCCUGCCCUUCAAACUGGGAUUUCAUCUCCUUUAUUUCUAAUGACUGUGCCUGCAACUGUGACGACAUCUGCGAUGACAUCUGGGCUAUAGCAGACAAAAUCAUGUUCAUGUGUGAUAUUAGUGAUACGCAUAGAUAUUUUGGUGAGUUUUAUAACGAACUAAAUAAAAGUACUGCGAUUUUAAAUAUUUUUGAUGAUUGUAAGCAGAAUACACAGAAUACAUUGAAUUAAAAACAGAAGAAAUAUAUAAAUUCUAUGCCUCAUUAAUUGAAAUUUCUUUACCAUCAAAAUCCAACGAAGAAUAACUUUUGCAACAGGUGCUACUUUGACUGAGUACGAAAUUGAAAAGUCCUCUCUCGACGAACCAAAACAAAACUCUGUAAGUCGCUCAUUGUUCCCGUCCUUAUGGGCGAAGUUGACAUUCGAUCAGACAAUUCAAGAUGUUUUCGAGAGAAAGGUUUUACGAAAGAUUUAUGGACUUUUGAACAAUAGCAAAGGCGAAUACCGCAUACGAUGGAACGAUGUGCUGUUAGAGUUAUUCGACGGCAUAGACAUAGUUAAGCGAAUAAAAAGACAACGGUUGCGCUGGCAAGUUCGUGUUGUUCGAAUAGACUAAAACAUUACAGAUUUCCGUUUCGCUAAACAUGGGAGAGAACAAGCGGAUGAUGUAAUAACACUUCUUGUAAUUAUCUUAUAAAUUUGUUAUAUUAGUAAUUUUAUGUAUUUGUCUAUAUUUAGACAAUACAUUAUUUGACCAAAAUAAUUGUUUUCUCUUAAAAUUAACCCUAUUUCGUAAUUUUUUCUUCUCCAAAUCUCUAAUUGUGUGCACAUAGACCGUAAAAUAUCAAAAAUUUUCACGAACAUGGAUUGGUAUGCGCACAGGCCCAUAUACAGUAAAUCUCCUUCGAACGAGUACUGUAUCGUGUAUGACCACUUAACCAAUAUAUGGCAGCUUAUAUAGAGUAACAGAUUUCCAAAAUCAAUCGUUAACGCUAAACCUCCACCCUGAGUUUGAUCACUGGAUUGUCAAACAAAAGUCACACCUUAAUGGCUAUACACUAAUCUUUAUUUCGAAUUCCUUAUAACUUAAAUCUGCUCGUCCCGAUUAGACACACUCCCAGAACUAAACGCUUCGCAUUUCUUUCUUUAAACUCGUCUAGGACACUGCUGUUCUCCUUAGCAUUUCUUUCUCCAUUGGCAUUAAUCUUCGCAGUCGUCUACGCCGUUGUUUCCUGGACAGCAGGCCGAUAAGCCAGGAACAAGGGUAUAUGGGCAUCCUCUGUACCUGUGGUGAUACCUGUCCACCAGCCUUCUAAAACGCUCUUCCGGAUGAUUCGUUCCACGAUGCUUUCGGACUUUGGAUGUAAUAAAACUGCAAGUGUUUUCCGGACACAUAGCUUCUGGCACAUCUCCCAACUUUUGAUGUCCACGUCCGCCCAAUCGUCAGUUUUUUACCACGAAUUGGGCACACUUGUUUCCUGAUUUAUUGGUAGGUAAUGGAACUGCUACAACCAUGGCGAAUCGCUCAAAAGGAGUUCCCAAACUGUAAUGCUUCAUUUGACCAAGACCAAGAAUGAUAGAAGACAAGAUUACGACAGGCUGAGCGUUCACGACCAACGAAUGGGAAUAGGCAACAGAAGAAUUGUCAAAUGGAAAACGGAAAUGUGAAACAUAGUGAACCAAAUUGAAUAAUGUGCAGAUAAAAUAUCACAAUGAACGUAAUUCUUAAAAUCUUCAUUUAUAAAAUGAUCUAAUAUAAUCAUGCAUAUUUAUAAUUAAAAUUAUAUGUUUUGUUACAAAAAGUUCGCCAUUUUGCCAACUUUUUUGUUGGUUGGAAAAGUGAGAAAAAAAUCUUUAUAGACGACUUUUUUGUACUAUUGUUGUUUAAUUCCGCCAUUGCGGACUUCUUUUUCAAAUUAAUACAUUUUUCACUUAAAAUUUUAAAUAAUAAUUAAGCACAAGCCUUGACUUCAG